This is a messenger RNA of Lasiodiplodia theobromae, 2490 nucleotides long. RefSeq names its product C6 transcription factor. Lineage: Eukaryota; Fungi; Ascomycota; Dothideomycetes; Botryosphaeriales; Botryosphaeriaceae. The coding region runs from base 1 to 2490 and encodes 829 amino acids. Gene Ontology annotation, molecular function: zinc ion binding; DNA-binding transcription factor activity, RNA polymerase II-specific; DNA binding. The record is from RefSeq and is a predicted model, not a curated record. Gene Ontology annotation, biological process: regulation of DNA-templated transcription; DNA-templated transcription. The transcript is spliced from 5 exons.
AUGGACGAGCUCUCCUCCGUCUUCCGCGCCUCGUCGUCGCCACGCACGCGGCGCCGGGCCAUCACGUCGUGCGACACCUGCCGCCGCCGCAAAGUCAAAUGCGACCGCAACCAUCCCAUCUGCUCGGCAUGCCGGACCGCAGGCCGCCCGUGCCUCUACAACGAGAGCUCCGUCAGGCAGCUCGGCAUCCACGCUGCCGCGCCCCCUCCCGGCAGCUCCCGCCGCCGUGGCGUCCGCAACGACAGCCCUUCCACCACUACGACCACGACUGCUACUACCUCUGGUGUGCAGCGUCGCCAACGCUCAUCGACGUCAGCGCGGUGGUCGCCUACCAGCUAUGAUGGCAUUGACACCCGCCUCGAACGCCUGGAGAGCCUGCUCGAGCGCGUCAUCCACGCCAGCAGCACUGCCGCCGCCGCCGCCCCGCCCUCGGCAUCGCAUCGGACCCCUGUCCCGGUUGCCCAGCAGCAGCAGCAGCAGCUUGAAGAAGCUGUCGACAGCCAGCAGAACAGCCGGCACGUGAGCACGCGCGCGUCCCCCGAGCAGCCUUCGCCAGCAGCAGAGCCGAUCAGGGCCGAGAAGGACGACGACGGGACGCUGCUGCUGGGCCAAGGCGGGUCGCAAUUUGUCUCUUCGCAUCAUUGGUCCUUGCUGGCCACCGAGCUGCAAGACAUCCGCGAGAUCCUCAGCACGGACAAGGAGCCGUCGACGCCCGACGUCUUCGCCGCUGCCGGCGGGCACAUCGCGCAGUUCCUACCCUCCGACACCGCGGCCUGCUACGACCUGCUCCGCAUCUUCUACCUCUACAUCGACCCCAUCACGCGCGUGGUGCACAAGCCUUCGCUCGACAAGCGCUUCGCCCUGUUCGUCCAGGAGUACGUGAAUCCGCGCUGGCCGGCGCUGGACGGCUCCGAGGAGCACCUCGAGGAGAAGCUCAGCCAUGACGGCUUACUCCAGUUCCGCUCCCUGGCCUUCGCCAUCUUCUACACCGCCGCCCACAGCCAGGCCGUCGCCUCGGGCUACGCCGAGGAGAAGCGCCGCGAGAUGGCCACGUACCGGAAGGGCCUCGAGCUGUCCCUCCUCGCUGCCGACUUCUGCGGGUCAUCCAGCCUCGAGGUGCUGCAGGCCUACGUCCUCCUCCUGAGCUGCCAACUCCGCGACGUAACAAUCGGCCGCACCUGGCCCCUCCUCAGCGUCGCCACGCGCAUGGCCAUCGCCCAGGGGCUCCACCGCGAACCCACGCUCUUCUCCCCCAUCCCCUCCGAAGUCGCCGUCGAGCUCCGGCGGCGCAUCUGGCACCAGCUGUGCUACCUGGAGUGGCGCGCCGCGGAGCUGAAGGGCAUGGUCUCGUUGUCGGCGGCGGUGCAGCAGAUCGACGAUGCGCUGACGACGCGCGUGCCGAUGAACGUGGAUGACGAGGAGUUGUCGGAACUGCGGCAGGGCCCGGGGUUGUUGGAUGCGCGGAGGAUGAUGGAGGUGGAGAGGGGGCGGUUUACGGAUACGACGUUUUUGGUGGGCAGGUCGAGGUGGGUGCAGUGCGCGAAGGUGGUGGCGGCGAAUGUGCAGGGGUUGUUUCGGAGGACGAAGGGGGGGACGGCGAGUGGGGGAGGAGGAGGAGGAGCGGUGGCAGCGGACGAGGCGCAGGUAGGCGGCGAUGCGGAGAAGUUCGCCGAGUUUGAGAAGCUGCACCGCGAGACGGGCGCGCUGGUCGACAGGACGCGCGAGCAGAACGCGACGCUCUUCCGCUUCUUGUACGACGACCCGACGCCGCUGCAGAAGCUGUGCGUGAUGACGUCGCGCAGCAUGGAGUGGAAGUGCUGGCUCACCUUCUGGUGCAGCGUGCCGAAGGACUUCCGGAAGAAGGUCAUGACUGACGACGCGCGCCGCAGAGUCCUCCACGAAUCCGUCUCCCUCCUCGAAAGCCUCAACACCACCACCGCCGACCCCACCAUCCAGGGCUUCAAGUGGUUUCUGGAGGCGCACUCGGCCUUCCAGUGCACCUUCCUCGUGCUCUCCGAGCUGCAGGAGCUGCGUUUUACGUCGCCCGAGCUGGACGGCGCCAUCCGAAGCCGCGCCAUCGAAGCGUUGAAGCAGCUCGUGCGCCUGCAUGAUGGUGACGGCGGUGGAGCAGGCCCGCAGGGGAGUAGUAGUAGGCCGUGGGCGGUUAUUAAGAAGUACAUCGAAAGGCUUGAGCGGCCGACGGAAGGGGUGGGGGAGGGGACGGGGGGACAGGGUCGGGAGGUUGGUGCUGGGGCUGGGGCUGGGCCGAUGGAUGGGGUGGUGCUGCAGGAUACUAGUGCUGCUGCUGAUGCUGUUGCUUUGGACGCUGGGAUGAUUGGAGGAGGAGGCGGGUUUGAUGAUAGUCCGUCGUCGAUGAUGGUGCUGCCGCAGCCGUUCGCGACCGAGGAGGAGCUGCUGCAGUUUACGUUUCCGCCGGGGACUGAGUGGACGGAUCCGAUGCAGGAUUUUAGUUUGUGGCAUGUGCAGUAA